UAUAGUGGAUGGAUGGAUGAAUGGAUAGAUAAGUAGAUACAUAGAUGGAGGAAGUAUAUAAAUAUAUAGGAAUACAUUCUCUAUUCUCCUCUUUGUCCCGGCUGCAGUCCAAGACCGGAAGUGCCCAGGCGCAACCGAACGAACUGAGCCCUUUGCGCUCGGCUCGCCAGCCCAGCCCGCGGUCGCUCGCGACGGGUUCUGCCCUGCGCGUGCGCAGAGCGCCGCCGGUCCCUCUUCCCACAAUGUACCGCGUGAGUGAGGCGGAAGCGCCGGGCGAGGAUGGGGCCAAGAUGGCGCCUGGCGUUGGGGGCGCUUUUGUGGUUUCUGGUCGCCCCUUCGCGAUCAGCCGAGGGAAUAGCUGAGAACGAUGCCAAAGCUCCAGCCAGUCUGACGGGCACAACUCCGUGUUGGCGGAGGGAGGAUUUCGUGGUGACCACGCAGUGCGCUCCUUGCACAAGUUUUCAGAUUAAAACCAUGUCUGAAUGCGGCGUCACCGGUUUUGUUGAGCAGAUCAACUGUGGGGUUUCCAAGAAGGGCGAGUUCAAGAGUUGCCGCUCUUUGGAAAUGGAGACGCGGAUCUUCUGGAACUUUGAGGGUGCCAUGCUGGGGACCGCUGCCGUCUUCGCCCUGCUGGUGGUCUGCCGCCAGCGGGUGCUGGAUGGGAAAGCCUUGGAGAAAGUCCGGAAACAGAUCGAAUCUAUUUAGCUUCGGUUGGGGCAGCAAAGCGGAGGGGGACAGACCCAGACUCGCCGCCCGGAGGAGCAGUCUAGCAUCACCUCCUCUCGUUGAAAAUUCCCCUCCCACUUUCAACUAGAGGGGAGGGGGUGGGCUGUACCCCCAGGGACAAGUAUCGCUUCUCUCUUCAGGAGGCUGGCAAAAGCCGGGGUGCAUCCUUUGCUUUGAGAAAACCCAUGGCAUUUGGGGCCUCCUCCUCCCAGAUCCUGCGUCUCUUGGUGUUUUGAAUCAUGAAAUUCGAACUCGCUUCCCGGCCAGGAACUUCUUCCCGUCGCUGUCCUUUGAGCCUCGGGGCUAGAAGCGCGUCGUGCGAAUGGAACGCAAACCCCUUUUAAUCCCUUCCCUGUCCUGAAUCCCGUUUUCUCCUAUUUAUGAUUAAAGGAGUUCUCCUCAAGUGUCUAACCA
Molecule: messenger RNA, 1140 nt
Organism: Crotalus tigris (Tiger rattlesnake)
Lineage: Eukaryota; Metazoa; Chordata; Lepidosauria; Squamata; Viperidae
Gene: JTB
Product: jumping translocation breakpoint
Exons: 5
Coding region: 280-705 (141 amino acids)
Biological process (GO): mitotic cytokinesis
Cellular component (GO): cytoplasm; membrane; centrosome
Source: RefSeq, a predicted model, not a curated record